CUUAUUCGUUACGAUCUCUAUAUUUUAUGUUUAUUUUGUUUUGCUAAUCAUUUUGGUGAUGUCUGCUAAUAAGUAGUUAUACAUGUUUUUAUUAUACUUACUGUGUAAAAUUAAUAGUUUUACAUAAAGAACAACUAUAAAAUGGGUUCCUCAACGAGAAACGGAGUUGACAAAGCUCUGGAAAUGCUGAGAUAUCUUCCUCGCGUUUGCUUAGCAAACGUAAAAAAUAACCCCGGAGCCAGUAAAAAGAGGCUGCGCGGCCGGGCGCAGUACGGGGGCGACAAGCACGGAGCCGGCAACAAGGGGUCUGGCCAGAGGCAGAACUACAUGCGGCUGGGCUACGAGACCGGCAACACCCCUUUCUACCUGCGCUUCUCCCGCGAGUGGUACUACAAGGGACACCAUUUGAGACGUCAGUACCCGCCGCUGUCGUUGCUGCAGCUUCAGAAGAUGAUCGACACGGAUCGCCUGGACCCGUCCGAGCCGAUCGACCUGUCCAUCAUCUGCAACACUGGCCUGUACUCCAUCGACCCGGCGCAGAGGCACUUCGGGGUGCACCUCACGGACGAGGGAGCAGACGUCUUCAGGGCGAAGGUGAACAUCGAGGUGCAGUGGGCGUCGGAGCCGGUGAUCGCGGCCGUGGAGAGGAACGGGGGAGUCAUCACGACGUGCUACUACGACCCGCACAGCUUGUGGGCCGUCGUCAACCCGGAGAAGUUCUUCAAGAAAGGCGAGCCCAUCCCGCGCCGCAUGCCGCCGCCCGCCGACGCGGCCGACUACUACACCAGCGCGGAGCACCGCGGCUACCUGGCCGACCCCGAGCGGGUGUCCUGGGAGCGCCUGGUGCUGGCCCAGAAGUACGGCUACCGCCUGCCCCGCCUGGAGGACGACCCCCGGUACGAGAUGCUGUCCCGGCGCAAGGACCCCCGCCAGGUGUUCCUGGGGCUGGAGCCCGGCUGGGUGGUCAGCCUCCGGGACCGGAGCGUCCUCAAGCCCAGGGAGCCGCGCGUCGUCGACUUCUACCGGUCCUGAGGCUCCCGCGUUGCGUUAGUAGGCGCGAUGGCAAGGAAACAUACACGCGUCUCAGGUGCCGUUUCAAAACUUAACUCGCGCCGGAAUAGGCAGUCGUACCUUCAAUGAGAAAUCUUGUCCGGAAGCCUGUGCAUUCAGAACGACGGAAAAUUCAAUGUGUAAUUCUUUAAUGAAUAUGUAGUUAAAGAACUUCAGAUGGAAUAAUAUAUCAAAACACUUCUGUUAAAGAUUGUUUCCAGAAUUGCAAAAGGUCCCGUAUUCUUUUUGAAUGAAUUUAAAAAAAAAAAAGUAUUGCACUGUACUUGUGGAAUAUGGUUUGAUAUGUAAACCAUGAUAAAGUUAAAUACAUUCAAAUUAAAAGCAUUAAACUUAAAA
Messenger RNA from Bacillus rossius redtenbacheri, 1407 nucleotides. RefSeq names its product large ribosomal subunit protein uL15m (gene mRpL15). Lineage: Eukaryota; Metazoa; Arthropoda; Insecta; Phasmatodea; Bacillidae. Gene Ontology annotation, molecular function: structural constituent of ribosome. Gene Ontology annotation, biological process: translation. Gene Ontology annotation, cellular component: mitochondrial large ribosomal subunit. The record is from RefSeq and is a predicted model, not a curated record. The coding region runs from base 142 to 1032 and encodes 296 amino acids. The transcript is spliced from 5 exons.